Messenger RNA from Amoebophrya sp. A25, 3029 nucleotides. Lineage: Eukaryota; Dinophyceae; Syndiniales; Amoebophryaceae. The record is from the annotation of a GenBank genome assembly.
CGUGCGCAUUGCGAUGUGAGUAUGGGGAACGUGAUGGUAGAAGUUCUCAGAUCACCGCAAAUUAUCCAAACUACCAGUAGUUCGUCUCAGGAUCAACAGUUCUCAAAGAAGAAAGAUUUCCUAUGCCUCGACGACGAAGUAGACUUAGAUCGAAACCAAGAAGGGCAGGAGGAAGAUGAGACUUGUUUUUUACCCACUUCUAGUAUCGCAGUCCAUCUCGUCGACCCGGACCGCAUGGGCGCUUGUAGUUUUUACAAUAGACGCGAAUCUGUGAGGGACUUGGUACGUUUGUCGAAGCUUUUUUUCUUUAUUUUCCGCAGACUUCUUGUUCCUGUUGUACAGCGUGUCGUGGAAUUAAAGAGGCCUAUUGCCUUAGUGCUGAGAACAAAAGUAGCAGCGGGAAAGCCCAGAGAACAAGAGAUCAAUGCCAGAAUAGCAAGGAGUAGGAGUAGUGCUGAAGGAAGACACGACAUGAAGGUUCAGGUGGGCACUCCUACCCUUGCAGCAAAUGUGGGGCAGCCAUCUUCUACAUCAGACCCUGGAAAAGUAAAAGCACCCACUUUUAAGGCUUGGGAGUUGACCUAUCAUCUAAGAGCGUCUCUAUGUCUUCUUCAAGUAGGAAAGCCACAGAUAUGCGAGCUAGAGAUGCCAACUGUCAACCCCUAACGCUUCCAGUAAGACCUACAUCAACUACCCUCUCUGGUGGAUCUUCGUAGAACAACCUCUAGCCAGCUAUUAUCCAAAUGGUGUUGAUCCAGUGGAAUCCGGCGGACCGCUCAGCACGAAGAUGCCGUCAUUUGAUUUGAGUUUUCUAUCACGAUUACCGAUGUUACCGAAUAUGGGAAGAAUAUUUGAUUUUGAAACUGGUACGAGACCUCCACCUAGGACCUCCGUUGUAUCGGAAAUACUUGAAUUAGUAUUAGCGGCGACACAGAAUGUUGAACUCCACAAAGGAGCGACUAUCGUAUCAGCAGCAGAUCAAGCAAUUGCGUCUGCCGCAGGACUCUUCACCACCAUGAUUCCGAUAGGUCGACGAGCUCACAGGAUGUUCGGGGAGAAAAAGCCUCCAACGUCCACAUCUGAAGAAGAAGACUGGCUUGAAGCGAGGAGAGCUGAAAUGGUGGAUGCAUUAGAAGAGACGAUGCUAGGGAUUGAGAAGUGGCUCGAGGCAUAUGGAGAGAGAACAUCAUGGAACACCACGAGUAGCUCUAAGACUAGGAGAGCAGGCGCAGGUGCAGGAAAAAGUAGAACAACAACGACUAGGAGUCCAAACAGGACUCAGCAUCAGAACAACAGGCAGGAAGAGGAACAGGUAGCUGAAGAAAGUGCGGAGUCGGAUGCUCCUAAGCAGAACAAGGCUGUGAUGAAAAAGAGCGGGUGGCAUCACCUAGCCAUUCUCUGGCCACAUGGACUAGCACAUAGAAGACAAGUUCGGGAGGCACUUCAGAGAGCUCCCGGAUUUAGUCUUCUCAGAGAACAAGAGUUGAGGUUUUCAUCUGAGGAAGGCCUGGUCGCACCGUCACCACAACGAAUCGAAUCUAGAACUAGCAAAUCCCCCGAUUUCCACGACCCCCCAUUGCUCCCCUUACCCCAGUUACUGCGCAGACACCGUCGAAAUCUAGCAGGCAUCUGUCCUCAUAUGCAGUCCAGUUUGGUCGAUUUCGCACAGCUACUGUACGAAGGUCAUAUGCUGGCGAGAACGGAAGGAGAGCAGUUUCAUGAAAGACGGCACAUUUUGCAUAAGGCAAAUCAGAUGUCAAAAUGGGUUGAAACAAAAUGGAGGGACGAGUGCUAUAACGUGACGAUGCUGGUCGUGAAGACCCUGAAUAGUAUUAAGCGUAGGUUAAUAAAGGUGCUUUUGUUCACGUCUCUACGGUCACCAUGAACGGUGAUAACAGGGACAAUAGCAUGCAUGCUUUUGUUACCGUUUGUUAUGGCUCUCCUAAGGGGGACAGCCAUAACAAACAGGACACACGAACACCAAGCCCCUACCUCUAAUAGUACAACUAGUAGUGCAUCUGCGUCUUCCUUCAGUCAGAAAGUAGAAGAUGAUGAUCGCGAAUGUGACCGCUUUCAGAUCCAGCUAGCAGAGAACCACUACGAAACUUCGAUCCCAUCCAGAUCAUACUCCACAUCCACUUCAACUAGAUCUUUCUGUGACAGCGCGUAUGCCGCAGUGGCUUUUACAGUUUAUGACGAGCUUCCAGAGCCAGCGAAGGCUACGCGAAUUUUCGGAGAAGGACUACUGAACAAGCGUCUGGAUGAUUUAAAGCGUAAAAUGCGAAACACGUUCAACGGUAAUUUCCUCCAUACCACAGAUGGCCCAGAUGAAUGGGCGAGACUCAAGCAUUUGAGUUUGUUAGGGGUGCAAGAUUUUUAGAGUUGUACUAUGUUGACUUAGAAACUACUAAUUUGGUAGUUUACGUAACAGUAACUUCUCUUUGGCUAUUGGUUUUUCGGUGCUUGUAUAUCUUAAUCUUGAGGCAAGUGCAGUUCGUUCUUGUAGAGCUUCUUCUAUUUUUUUACUUCUGUAAGUAGUAAAUCAAAUAUUGCUAUUCCUUCGUGAGUAGGUUCGGUGUUGUAAUUGUUCUUCUGUCUUGCAGCUUUGCAUCAAUAUCUUGGUCUUGGGUCGUUUAUUCUUUAUUCUUCAGUGUUGACAUUAUUCCCGAACAUAUUGAUUUCAGAUCAGUGUACAUAACAGUCUUAGUAUGAUAAAACCAAAAGUGACUAGUGCUCAAGCUCAUCAGAUUCUAGUGAUAAUAGACAUUGUUGUUGUUUUCUCAUGCUGAUCCCAUUUUGAUUUUUCUCAUGUUGCUGAUUUGUCCUUUGUCUUCUUCUUUGGUUACAGACAAAUACAUCGAGUACUGGUACUCAGACUCAAAUGUUCUUUAUCAAGCUAACUUCAACUAGUAGAGCAUGAGACUGCACUGGCUACGUCCUCGCGUAUGCGAUUGAAGGGAAGUAUUUCUGACCACCAGUAUGAUUGCCACUCUGGUGAAAACAAGAACAGCAACGCUGCUUGAGUGGAC